Molecule: messenger RNA, 2934 nt
Organism: Stomoxys calcitrans (stable fly)
Lineage: Eukaryota; Metazoa; Arthropoda; Insecta; Diptera; Muscidae
Gene: TAF1C-like
Exons: 4
Coding region: 235-2877 (880 amino acids)
Source: RefSeq, a predicted model, not a curated record
AUAGCAUGUGUGUGAUGUUAGUGUUUAUGAAUGCUGUGGGCAAGAAAAUAAAAAAAAAACAAUUGGUCCAUGGAAAUAAUGUCCUUCUGAAAUAAGCAAAAGCUAGAUAGUGCCAGAUAGUUGUUGGAUCUCUACUGCCUAGCCGCCUCAGGCAUCUAGUGUUUCUGAAACUGUGAAAUACCACGUCCCAGAACGCAAAGCAUUCUUUCUGACGUCCUAGAAGUUUUAAAAACUAUGCCUAAGCGUCCUUCAAAAUUCUACGUGGAUUUACCAGACUGCUCCUUUCGCAAACGUAUGCAAAGGCGGAAAUCCAUUGUCGAUAAUGAGCAAGUAUUAAAUGACAACGAUGAUAUUGAAAAUGAAGAUGGACCAGAAAGUGGCGGAUUGGAAGAAGGUUCUAAUAACGUAUCCCUUGAGGGGUUUCCUAGACCUAAAACAAUACGUCGCCUAAAAUAUAAUCAAAAUCACGAAAUUGAAAGGCUUCUCCAACAUAACUCCAGCAAUCUAUAUUAUACGUUUAGUCAUAAUCUUUUUCCAUCUUUCAAUGUGGGUUUGUGGCCACAAAUGCAUGAAAAUAAAUUGCUCACAUAUCCUUCGUGUGCCUUUAAUGUUCCGCGUCCCAUUUACAUAUCUAACGUUCGACAAGAACUAAUAGAUUUAUGCUAUCGAAGACCCAAGGCCAAAGAAUCUUAUCGAUUUCGCAUGCAAAAGAGCAAAACAUCAUAUCACACUGCAAAAAAAAGAAAUAAGAAUACUAGUGCUGAAGAACUUAAGGGAGUGUACCAAACGACGGUAUACGAAAUUGCUGAACGACUUGCUGUUCAACCGGAUCCGUAUUUUCAGGCUAGCUAUGAUUACUAUUACACUGGAGGAAAUUUAUGUGUUAUACCACAGUCUGAGCGAAUUAUGCAUGCAUCGGGUCCAAACCUACAAACAUUGAGUGAUGGGUAUAAUAGCAUUAAAUAUAUGUAUACAAAUGGUCCUUUGGUUUUAAAUUGUUUACUUUUUUUGUAUUUAUGCAUAGAACUCACAGAAUUUCCUAUGGUUGAAGACUAUACGCUUACAUCAUACUUGAGUUCCGUUGCAAAAUUGACGCCAAGGGAGAGAUGUGAAAUAUUUGAGAUUAAACCCAUGGUUCUGCCGUCCUCGGAGAAUAAAAAUUGCUUCAUUUCUCGCCAAAGAAAUUGUGUAACCAUCAGUUAUCUCAAUGAAGAUAAUAAAUUAAAUGUUUUAAAAGAGUUUCUUACGCCAUCUACGCCUUUCAUAAGUUUUGCUCAGUCGGAGCGUGAUUACAGUAAAUUGUUAGUAACAACAAUGAAACAACAAAUACAGUUGUAUGACGUUGGUGCCGAGAGUUUACAACUAGUGCAAUUGUUUAAAAUUGAACCGGAAGCUGUCAAUGUGGGCUGGAACAUGAUUAAGCCUUGGCGUGAAAAUACUUUCCUAUAUACCAACGAAUACAAUUUUUGUCUUAUCGAUGUGCGAACCACGCCCACUCAAUGGAUGUCAUCUGCUACUUCGAUCAUUGAAAACCACUAUUUAUGCGAUCAUAUAACUGCUAUUCAGCCAAGUGCCUUUAGCAAUAUGUUCUAUAUAGCCACCAAUCAUAAGUUGCAUUGUAUGGAUAUACGUUACAUUAAGGGUUCUACUUCCUUUAGUGAACCCGGCGCUGUAGUUUGUCGUUGGUCUCAUCAAUUGGAGUAUAGUCCUUUGUUAUUGGAUACAUAUCGAUUGUUGAAUAAUGAAUAUAUUGCAUUGUCUUCUCCUCUAUCGGGAGACUUGCAUAUUUGCCAACUGUCUCGCCAGAGAAAUGAUGAGCAGUUGCCCAUACAAGUAUCGCAGCGCGUUCCCCAUCAUAUCUAUAAAUCGCCCUGCAUGCCCUAUCAACCACCAACCUUUGUCGAAGCAUACGAUCGAGCUCGACUAGAAGGUAAUUGUUUGCAGUCAGAUUCAAAUUUACGAAAUCGUAUUAUGGCUUGUACAACGGGAAUGUCCUUUUGUAAAUCAGCAUUAGGAGACAAAGGGCCGGCACUGGGGUUGCUUCUAACCUCCAAUUCUUUGGGAGAUAUAUUUCUGCAAACGUUGACAAAACGCGAGGAAAUGGAAAAUGAUGCUCGCAGCAAUGCACGCAGCACUGAAAUAAUGGUAGAGUUUGCAAAGAAAUUAACAGUACAAAAACAGCCUCUGAAUUAUACAUAUUUGAAAAAUAUGAAAGCCAUGCGCAAAGUUUUUCUCUCCAAAUAUCUGAACACUGCUGUCAAAAACGAAAUGGAUGACAUGGACGAUAGUUACAGCGAAACCGAACAAAUUCCCCCACCGGAAGUUCUACCUGAAGCGUUGCCACCAAAGAAAAAACGAAAGAGACUCCACUUUGGACGCUGGCAAAAGUCUCUUUCCAAGUUGCAUUCCUACAAGGAUGCUUUAGUUCCUGAUCUACUGUCCAUAUGGGAUAUUGAAUUGGAUGAUGAGAAGGAUGGUUUGCAUCUGGGAAGCUUACAAAACAGCCGCAAUAUCAAACCAGAUCCUGAAAUUAAGGUUCAAAAUUGGCUUGCUUCAUCUAUGCGUCCAAAUGCACCCAUGGUUAAUAUACCAAACAAAAUAUCAACCAAUUUAAAUGAAGUGCGUGUAACCGCUUUGGGAAAUGACGAAAAUAUAUCUUUAAAUGAAACUCAUAUCUCAAUGGACUUUGAACAUGCAGUUCAGUCAACACAGAUAAUAAACGCAUCCGCCUGUGAAACCACAUUUAAUAUUCACAAUAAUAGUACAUUGCAUUUAAACACCACAGCUGGUGAUAUUGAAGUAAACACAACGCUAGACAUUGGAGUGGAUUCCAUGAAAAAGAAGAAAAAAGUCAAGAAAUUCGUUAAGGGAUUUUAAGAUUUUUUGUUGCAUGGCAGAAGAAGUUCCUUUUUAAUUAAGUGUAAGGUUUAAAAA